AUGCCCGGCAUUCUCAAAUCUACGUCCUCGUCCUCCCGCUCAUCCGAGCAAGGGGACUCAGACGGCUCCCGAGCUGCACCUGAACGCAGUUAUCUUCGGGACGACUACCCUGCCGCUUCCACACCAAACUAUUCAGAGAAGCCGCUCGAUGAGCAAUUGGAGCCGAUUGCUGUUGUCGGCAUGGGCUGCCGCCUCCCCGGUGACGUCUCAUCCGCGUCUGAUUUCUGGGAUAUGUUGAUGAACAAGCGCUCGGGCCAGAAUCCCAAGGUGCCUGCCAACCGCUUCAACGUUGAGGCCCACUACCACAGAAACAAAGAGCGUCCCGGCAGUCUGCCUGUUAUGGGUGGCUACUUCAUCAACGAGGAUCUUGAGAACUUUGAUCCCGGUCUUUUCAACAUUACGCCCGUCGAGGCUAUGUGGAUGGACCCGCAGCAGCGAAAGCUAUGUGAGGUUGUAUACGAGGCCUUCGAAUCCGGCGGCAUCUCUCUCGAUGCCAUCGCAGGCAGCCGGACCGGUGUCUUUGCCGCCAGCUUUACCGCCGACUGGCAGCAGAUGUCCAUGAAGGAGCCCUCGUUUAGGCACACAAUGGCCGCCACCGGCGUAGACCCAGGCAUCCUUAGCGACCGCAUUAGCUACGUCUUCAACCUCAAUGGCCCCAGUAUUGUGUGCAAUACUGCGUGUUCGUCGUCCAUAUACGCGCUACAUAACGCGUGUAUAGCCCUACGUAAUGACGAGUGCGAUGGCGCAGUUGUUGGAGGGACAAACCUUGUCUUCACAAUCGACCAACAGAUGAACACAGCCAAGAUUGGCGUCCUCUCGCCCCGGGGCACCUGCUUCACGUUUGACGAGAGCGCUGAUGGGUACGGUCGAGCCGAGGGUGUUGGUGCCGUCUACCUGAAGCGUCUCUCGGAUGCCGUUCGUGAUGGAGAUCCCAUCCGCGCUGUGCUUCGCGGUAGCUCUGUCAACCACAACGGACGUGUAUCAUCGGCCAGCAUCUCCUAUCCUGGCGUUAACGGACAGGCUUACGUCAUGGCCGACGCGUACAAGCGAUCCGGUAAUUUGGACCCCAUGCUCACAGGCUACUUCGAAUGUCACGGUACUGGUACCGCUGUUGGCGACCCGAUUGAAGUGGAGGCUAUCGGCCGGGCGAUGAACCACAGCCGGCGUCCCGGCGUCGACGACAAGCUUAUGAUCGGUGCGGUCAAGACCAAUGUCGGUCACGGCGAGGCAGCCAGCGGUCUCACGGCGCUCAUCAAGGCUGUUCUCAUUGUCGAGCGUGGCAUCAUCCCGCCUACGAUCGGCAUCAAAAAGUUAACAUCUAAAAUCAAGUGGGAUGAGUGGCAGGUCCAAGUACCCGUCGAGCCGACGCCGUUCCCGUCUCACCUACCCAUGCGUCGUGUGUCAGUUAACACGUGUGGGUACGGUGGCACGAACGCGCACGUCAUCGUAGAGGAAGCGGGCUCUAUUCUUCGCUUGCCACAGACGUACAAGUUUGUCGACAACCACAUCCUCUCUGGCCUCAGCAGCAGAACUCAUACUCCUCGUCGUGCUGCCCACCGUAAGAGGCCUUUCCUUCUGCCAUUCUCAGCCCAUGACAAGACGUCUUUGAGGCAGAAUAUUGUGAACCACGGCAAGGUUGCAGGAAAUUACAAUCUUCUGGAUCUUUCUUACACGCUCGGCUGCCGCCGUAGCACCCUCACGAGCAAGGCAUUCACUGUGGCUAGCUAUAACACCCUCGGCGACAGCUUUGAGAAUAUCGAAUCUUCUUUCACAUUUGCCGACAAGAAGCGCCCGCAGGCUCCCACCGUUGGAUUUGUCUUCACCGGCCAGGGCGCACAGUGGCCAAGGAUGGGUGCCGAGCUGCUCCAGUACAGCCCGAACUUUCUCCAGUCAAUCCGCGGGCUCGACCGUGCCCUCGAUGAACUCCAUGACGGUCCGGAGUGGGCUAUUGAGGACCUCCUGGUGGAAGAUGAAACCAUCUCCCGGGUCCACGAAGCCGAGUUCUCUCAGCCCCUUUGUACCGCCGUGCAAAUCGGCCUUGUUGAUCUCCUUUCUCAUUGGGGUAUCCGCCCUGUGGUCACAGUUGGCCACAGCAGCGGUGAAAUUGCCGCCUCAUAUGCCGCUGGCCUUGUAUCAGCAAAGGAGGCAAUUACGGCUGCCUACUACCGCGGCAAGGUUACUAAGGAUGUUAAGAAAGGGGGUGCCAUGAUGGCCGUUGGCCUGGGAGCCGAGGCUGCAGAGCUGUAUCUCGCCUCGUUAGCAGGAAAUGUCGUCGUUGCCUGUCACAACUCGCCCUCCCUUGUCACUCUUAGCGGUGACGAUGCGGCAUUACAGGAGCUCAAGACUAAGUUUGAGGCCGAGAACAUUUUUGCCCGCUUUGUUAAGACAAACGGCAAGGCUUACCACUCACACUACAUGAUUCCUGUCGCUAAGCAGUACGAGGUGCUGUUCCAGGAGGCGAGGAAGAAGAGCUUUUUUGACAAACGCGAGAAGACGGCUUCUUCUAACAUCAGGAUGGUUUCAUCUGUCACCAACACCAUCUUUGACGAGAAUACAGUUAUUGAUGAGACCUACUGGAGCGCCAACCUUCAAAGCCCUGUACUCUUCAACCAGGCCGUUCACACCAUCCUGAAGGCUGAAGAGUUCUCUGAUGUCGACCUCCUCAUUGAAGUCGGUCCUCACUCGGCCAUGGCAGGUCCUAUCAAGCAGAUCAAAGCAGCUCUCAAGGCCGAAAAGCUAGAAUACGCUUCCACCUUACUCCGCGGCCAAGAUUCAGCCGUUCAGCUACUCAAGUUGGCGGGUGAGAUGUACCUCCGCAGCUACCCCCUUCAAAUGGAGCGAGUCACUGCUGCCUACGCGAGCGAGGCCAAAGGCGGCAAAGGCUCGGUAAUUGUGGACCUGCCUCACUACUCCUGGAACUACUCUCGCCAGUUCUGGCCCGAAAGCCGUGCCAGCAAAGAACAUCGUCACGCUACCCACCCGCGCCACGACGUGCUUGGCCAACUCGUGAUCGGUGCCUCGCCUUUGGAGCCCACCUGGCGCAACGUACUCCGCAUCCGCGACCUUCCUUGGCUUAAGGACCACUCCCUGGGUGGCGAAGCCGUCUUCCCUGCCGCAGGCUACUUCUCCAUGGCCGUCGAGGCCAUCACCCAGCUUAACGAGCGCAGUGGAAAACCCGUAGGCAUCGACAACUACGUCCUCCGGGACGUCUCCAUCAAGAAGGCUUUGGUCACGCCCGACAAUGACGACGGCAUCGAGGUUAUUACCAACAUGCGUCAUUCCAUCGUCUUCGGCGAUGGAUGGUGGGACUUCAGCGUCUCCUCCGUGGAUGCAGAGGGCACCAUUAAGGACCAUAUGGCGGGCAGCAUUGGCAUCAACACCACGGACAAGACACGUACCCCCCGUACGGCUCCAGAAUUUACCCAACGUGCCACUGGUCGGGCGUGGAAUCAGGCUCUCCGGGAGGUCGGCUUUGACUACGGCCCAACUUUCCAGGAUAUGGAAGAUAUCCGCUUUGACGGCAAGAGAUACGAGGCCAGCAGUGCGACCAGCAUCAAGCAGACGGUUGACGAGUCACUGGGCGAGUCGCGCCACGCGCUGCACCCUGCCGUGGUCGACUCCACCUUACAGCUAAGUAUUGUGGCCAUCUACGCUGGGCGCACCAACGCUAUGGACUGCGGUGUGGUCCCGGUGCAGGUUGAUGAGGUGACUAUCUGGCCUCCGACGCCUGAGCAGCUUGCAGCUGGAAAAGCCAGUGCGUAUGCUUGGGUAGACCGACGCGGUAUCCGCUCCUUUGAAAACAGCGUGCAGAUGACGGCUGGAAAUGGCGAGAUGGUCAUGGAGAUCGUCAACGUACGCACAACCAGCUAUGAGGCGGCUGUGCCGCAGAAAGACGAGUCCGCACUGCUUCCCGCGCCGUACGGGGAAAUGGCAUGGCAGUAUGAUAUCCAAGCCCUCAUGGAUACAGGCAAAGCCAACGAAAUCAACCCCGCGGACCUUGCGAGCUUGGCUCUGUUCAAGUAUCCAAGCUUGAAGGUCUUUCAUGUCUGCGUCGGAUCGCAUGCCGCCCACUCGCUCCUUACCCAGAACCCCCGGGCGCAUUGGACCUUGGCCAUUAUGUCUGGCGGCCAGGAAGAUCUUGAAGAGGCAAAGGAGGCGCUGACCAGUUUUCCGAAUGCACACGUUGUCGGACUCGAUCUCUCUCUCGAGCCGGAAGAGCAAGGCCUAGCCGCUGGCUCGUACGACCUUGUUUUGGCUCGCACGGAUCUCAUCGACGCCAACUUGCAUCGCCUGGCCAAGCCGAACGGUUUCAUCAUCUCCUUCGUCGGCCAAAAAUCCCAUAUGACAAAAGUCCCGGGACCUCCUGCUGCUGGAGCUAACGGUCACUUACCGCACAAUGUCCAGGUCGUCUACCGCAAGAGCCCCGGGGCUGGCGUCUCCCAUGCGCAGUCCUCCCUGGAAGGUCUCGGAUGGACUGUUAAACUGUCUAAGCUGGAGUCUUUCGCAGAUGCCAGCAACAUUGCUGCCAAGCAUGUCGUCAUGCUCACCGACUUUGAGGGUCCUCUUUUGUCUUCGAUCACCCAGACCGAGUUCGUUGCGAUUCAGAACGUCACAAACACAGCUACCUCCCUCCUAUGGGUCACCAACGGUGGGCUUCUGGAGGGUGAGCAGCCGGAGCAUGCCAUGGUUUCUGGUCUAGCUCGUUCUGUGCGGGCUGAGCAGGCGUCACUUGACUUCAGAACCAUUGAUGUUGACGCAAAGUCCAGCCCGUUGGAGAUUACCCGAGCUAUUACCAGAGUCGCACAGCUGCAGUACUCCAAGAUUGAGGAGGUGCCCGAGAACGAGUUUUGCUUGGCUGGGGGCAUGACCUACAUCAGUCGUCUUGUCCGCAAUAAUGCCCUCAACGAAAAGUUCUCAAGCUCCGCUAAGGCUCAGCUCGUCAACUACUCGCCCAAAGACAGAAUCUCUGGCAAGGUGGUACAUGGCAAGGUGAUGUUCGAAGAGCAGGUCGCCGAUCAGAAUGCCAUCAAGCCCAGCCAUGUCGAGGUCCAAGUUCAAUACAGCGGACUGACUAGGGAGAGUGUUCUAGUUGUCACUGGUUCUGAUUACCCUACCACAUUCAGCCACGCCAUCGGCGGUGUUGUGACCAAAUGCGGUGAAGGUGUCACGUCACUGAAGCCCGGUGACAAGGUGGUCGGUCUCAACGUAGACAAGUUCUCAAGCUACCAGGAGGUUCCUGCCAACAUGCUCCAGAAGGUCACCAGCAAUGACAGAGUCGAGAAGUUGGUAAGCCUGCUGAUGCCAUACGCCGCGGCCUUGUACGGACUGGAUACGCUUGCGCGCGUAGCACCGAAGGAAACCAUACUGGUCCUACACAACACCGGGGCUAUUGGUGUCGCCGCCAUCAAGGUUGCCGAAGCUCGGGGCGCUACUGCUUACAUUGUUGCCAAGACGAACGAGGAAAUUGACUUUCUUUCGAAGACUCUCGGCCUUCCUCAGGAGCAGAUUAUCCAGUCCAGCGUCUCGACUGUCUCUAGUCAGAUUGAGAAACUCACCAACGGUCACGGAGCCGACAUCGUCUUCAGCGCCGGCAGUGCUAUCGACUCGAAGGAUGCCACUGAGGCCUGGCGAUGCAUCGGUCGUUUCGGUCGUUUUGUUGAUGCAGGUCGAAAGGAUGUCCUCAGCCGUAACGCCCUUGACACGUUCCCUACCCGCCGCGGUGCUCUGUACAUGCCGUUCGAUAUGCUGGAUCUCCUUGAAGCUCGCCCGGAGGCUGUCGCCACACUCAUUCCCGUCAUCCUUGACAUGUUCAAGAAUAGCAGUAUCGUGCCCCCUGGAGUGAUAGAGACCGUCAACCUCGGCGAUCUGGACCAGGCCGUCUCGGCUUACUCUGAUGCAUGUGGUGCUGUUAUGCAUGUCAUUCGGUACACCGAGUCCCCAAUUCGGAUCAUCCCGCGUCAGAGAGCUAAGCUUAGUUUCAGCCCAGACGUCACCUAUCUCUUGGUUGGCUGUCUGGGUGGUCUCGGUCGCAGUCUGACGUCCUGGAUGAUGGAGUCCGGUGCUCGCCGUUUCGCCUUCCUCUCCCGCUCUGGUACCGAUGCACCAUCGGCAGCUAGACUUCUCCGUGACAUUGAAGCAGCAGGCGCCAUCGUCCAAGUUGUCCGCGGCGAUGCUACUAAUCGCGGUGAUGUUGUUCGCGCGGUUCAGGAGAUCCCGACUGCCCACCCAAUCAAGGGUGUCGUUCACGCCGCCAUGGUUCUGCGAGACGCGCUCUUCCAUUCCAUGACAUUCGACAGCUGGAAGACCUCAGUUGAACCCAAGGUCGUUGGCGCCAUGAACCUCCACUCCGUCCUUGCGAACACAGACCUUGACUUCUUCCUCAUGACGUCUUCCGUCUCCGGCGUCCUUGGCACUCCUGGACAAGGCAACUACGCUGCAGCCAACAGCUAUCUUGAUUCGCUCGCCCGCCACCGCAUGCGCCAGGGCCAGUCUGCCGUGGCUAGCGUCAUCCCCAUGGUACUUGGUGUUGGUGUGGUAUCGGAAAACACGGAGCUUGAGGACAACCUGCGCCGCAAGGGUAUGUACGGUAUCGACGAAGAGCAUCUUCUGCAGUCCUUCGAGGCGUCUAUGGUUGCAUCAUCCACGAAGGAGCGCCUCGGCCUAGAUCAUGUUGUCAUUGGGCUUGAUCCCGUGCUGCUGCAAAAAGCGGUCAACGACCAGACGGCCACCGAUAGCUUCUGGGUUGAGGACGUCAGGUUCAAUCACGUGGUCCACGCCAUGAGCUCUUCCAAGAGUGCAGCCUCUGGAGGUCAUUCGCAGAACAUUCUUGGCGCCAUUAAGUCGGCGGCGUCGCCCGCUGAUGCAGUCGGUCUGGUCACGAGCCACUUGACUGAGAAGCUGUCAAGGAUGUUGCUCCUGCCCGAGGACAGUAUUGAUGCGCUCAGCGGGUCGAUUGCGUCGUAUGGUGUGGACAGUAUGAUUGGGGCAGAGCUGCGCAACUGGAUUUUCAAGGAAUAUCGCCUUGACAUCCCGUUUCAACAACUGCUCGCAGCCACGUUAACGAUAAACAAGUUUGCGAAACAGGUUUGUGAAAGUGCGGGUGUGGUUGUUCCCUAA
Messenger RNA from Colletotrichum graminicola M1.001, 7116 nucleotides. RefSeq names its product KR domain-containing protein. Lineage: Eukaryota; Fungi; Ascomycota; Sordariomycetes; Glomerellales; Glomerellaceae. The transcript is spliced from 3 exons. The coding region runs from base 1 to 7116 and encodes 2371 amino acids. The record is from RefSeq and is a predicted model, not a curated record. Gene Ontology annotation, molecular function: oxidoreductase activity; fatty acid synthase activity. Gene Ontology annotation, biological process: fatty acid biosynthetic process; secondary metabolite biosynthetic process.